This is a messenger RNA of Cuscuta campestris, 678 nucleotides long. Lineage: Eukaryota; Viridiplantae; Streptophyta; Magnoliopsida; Solanales; Convolvulaceae. The record is from the annotation of a GenBank genome assembly.
CUUUGCAUUUUUCGGUCGGGUUUCAGUGCCGGUCGGCUAAGCCAUGGUUCUGGACUAGCCAUAUACCCAGCGAUGGUAGAUUUCACCCAUGCAUGGGAAACUGAUCCCAGGAUUCCAGAAUAAUUUCACCCAGCGAUGGGAGAUAUUACCCAUCGAUGGGUAAGCAGCCUUCAUCCCAAUUGAAUUCCACAACCAUGCCAAACAGCGAUGGGAAGCUUUACCCAUCGCUGUUCAAGCCUUGGUCCAACAUUAUCACAAGGCAGAAUGCCCUUACCCAGCGAUGGGAAGCUUUACCCAUCGAUGGGAACCCAGCGAUGGGAAGGCUUAACCAUCGAUGGGAAGGCAUGACCAUUGUGAGUCAUUUAAGGCUGAUUCUUUCCUUGUUUGAAAGUCAACCUCCCACCCAGCGAUGGGAAGCAUUUACCCAUCGAUGGGUAGGUGACCGUUGGCUUCAAAACUGAAGGAAAUUUGGCAUACCCGCGAUGGGUGAGUCUAAACAUCGAUGCGAAGCCAAUAUCCUGCAGAUCCCAAAUUUAUUCAAUCCCAUAAAUCAAGCCAAUCACCCCUUUAAUGUAUUGGUCCGUUGGAGCCUUUUUUGGCACUAUAAAAAGGGGUGUUUGGGUCUGCUUUACACAUCAAUUCACUUCACUUUAUUCAUAUUAUCAUUGCAUCCAAACA